AUGAAAUUUCUGGCUUUGUUACUAGCGCUCUUGUCCAGUGCUAUCGCGGAACGCCUCAAUGAUGAAUUCAUGUCCUUUGUCACUCUUCCUGAGGUCUAUGCGCCAAGAUUUGAGGUCCAAUAUCAUGGCCGCGAGCGCGUGGGCGCAGGGUAUUGGUUUGUUGCCCCGUAUGGAAAAAUGAUCCCCAAAGACCCGACAACAGGUCGCCGACCGUUUCAUGUUGGGCCGCAUAUAUACGACCAAAAUGGAACUCUGAUCUGGACCGGCUCCCAGAUGGUCGACAACCUUUGGGUUUACGAUUUUAAAGCCGUUCAUGAGACUGACGGUCGUUCACGCCUGUCGUUUAUUGUAUCAAAGAACAGAACUACUGCUCCUGGGCGCGCGAUGGUUCUAAACCAGAAUUACGAGGUCGAGUUUGAGACCAGUGGACCAGACGCGCUCGAAGAGUUCGAUAUUCACGAAUUCAAUAUACUCCCCGGAAGCAAAUCAGCUCUAGCCUGCGCGCAUUGGACGAAAGAGAUGAGCCUCGCGGACGUCGGGCGCCCUCAAGAACAGUCUUUCUUCAUCGCAUCUGGAUUCUGGGAGGUUGAUAUGUCCACUGGCGAUAUGCUGACUUGGUGGGACUCUUCAUUACCGGGGAAUAUUGCGAUUCAUGAAUCCGUCUAUUUCGGAAAUGAUACACUGCCGGAGGAACCCCCCGGGCACGAUUACUUGCACAUCAAUUCAGUUGACAAGCAAGUGGAUGGCAACUACCUGGUCUCCAUGCGUUUCACGAAUACGAUAUAUCUGAUAUCCGGUAACGAUGGCACUAUUUUGUGGCGAUUAGGAGGAAAUGAGACCGACUUCGAUCAGGAUUUCACUUUCUCUAAACAACACGACGCCAAAUUCUUGGAGUCGAAUGGAACCCAUCACGUCAUCUCCUUCCUGAACAAUGCUUCCGACGACCAGGAGAACGAAGAGCUCGUAUCUUCGGCUUUGAUUGUGGCGCUGGAGACUGGUGUUUCGCCGAAAACAGCAAGGGUUAUUGCCCGUUACAAUCGGCCGGACAAUGAGCUGGCUCGACUUCGAGGCAACGUUCAGCGACUUCCCAAUGGAAAUAUCUUCGUGGGCUGGAGUGAUAGUGGGUACCAUUCUGAAUUCUCACGUGAAGGAGAUGUUUUGAUGGAGGCAAGGUUUACUGCCGCUGAAUUGUUAACUUAUCGGGCAUAUAAGUUUGAGUUCGUCGGCCGACCAAACAUAUCGCCAGCUCUCAUAGCUUCAGUCAUUGAAGAUGGGGAACGUGGUUUGCUCACCACUAUUUAUGUCAGCUGGAAUGGCGCAACAGACAUCACAUCGUGGAAUUUCUACGCUCAGGAAGGAGAGAAUCACCAGCGCUAUCUUCUUGGGACUGUCAAAAAGACAGAAUUUGAGACCAGAUUCACGGCUAAAGGUUCUCUCGACUGGAUCUCAGCGGAGCCAGUGGACUACGAUGGCAACGUCUUAGGGAAAACUAGUGUACAUCGCACUGCAACCCCUUCUCACUGGGGCGAAACACAAGACGCUGAGACUACGACCUCUGAACAUCAGAUUGCGCAGACUGUUGGGGAACCGGGCAAGACCGCUGAGUCUGACAAUGUGUCCGAGAGCUUUCCAUUGCUCAUACCGAUCUUCGGUGCAUCGGUCGCAAUCCUGAUUGGAGUUUGUUGGUUGGCCACGCGACGGCGGUUCAGGCCUUUGAAACAUUUAUACCAACGUGUUCCUGCAAGUGAAAGAGGAGACACUGAGCUGCUUGAAUUUCAAUAG
Messenger RNA from Penicillium cinerascens, 1782 nucleotides. RefSeq names its product ASST-domain-containing protein. Bases 1 to 1782 code for a protein of 593 amino acids. Lineage: Eukaryota; Fungi; Ascomycota; Eurotiomycetes; Eurotiales; Aspergillaceae. The transcript is spliced from 3 exons. The record is from RefSeq and is a predicted model, not a curated record.